AUGUGUGAUACUGGCUCUAUCAACAUGUCACUUUGUAAUACAACUCCAUACGAGACUCUAGAUGUUGACUCACAGACGUCUGACUCCUAUUGGAUCGACUCCGAAGCGUCUUUAGAAGUCGUGGUCAUCAUAGACAUGUUUAUACAAUACGGGUUGUGCUGCGCUGGGGGGUUGGCUGGGAUGGUCGGCAACCUCCUGAGCAUCGUAGUGCUAGCACACAUCGGGUUGGCCAACAGCACCGAGAUUCUUUUGUUAUCUUUGUCGUUCUGUGAUCUAGUGUUUUGCGCAUGCUCAUUUGUAAAGCCAGCGCAGGUCAUUGCCGAAACCGUGGAACCAAUGCUAGGCAAAACCUUCGAAACGAUGUGGAUUCAGUACAUGCAAAGUGUCAAAGUCGGUGCCAGCUUCUGCAGUAACACGCACGUCCUUGUCAUUGCUGUGGAGAGGUUCGUCGCCGUGUUUUUCCCGUUUUACGCCUCACGUUUUUUAACCGCGAAAACCACACCCAUCUUGUUGGUCGUCUGCUACAUGUAUGUAUUCGUUCCAGUGGCGACGUUUUGUGAAACAAUGUUUACCCAUGCAUGGGUCAAGGACGCAGCUUCAAAUCGCACCUACGCCAUUGUGGAGUACACCAGAUUUUAUCUGGAUAAUUACAAAACUCUCGAGGUCUUUGGGCGUCAGGUCUUCAAUAACGUUUACCUCACAACAAGCGUUCUGAUAGUGGCAAUAUUAUCUAUGGCUAUCAACUUUAAACUGAUCUAUUCGAAAGAUCGAGAAAAUCUCCGCAAGUCUGGCAAAAGUUUGAAAAGAAACGAAAGAAAACUUUCCAAAAUGCUUCUCGCAGUGUGUACAUGCUACGUGACUCUAAACAUACCCAACAUCAGUAUGGAGCUCUUCAACUCGUGUGUAGAGGUUCAGUACAGAUCCACCCAGUUGGUGAUGCUGUUUGAACACGCAUCUGAUAUUUUCUACACAGGCAACUGUGCCGUGAACUUUGUUCUCUACAUGACGAUGUCCUCCAAAUUUUCUCACUCUUACAAACAGUUGAUUUGUCUGAAGAAAAAGUAG
Molecule: messenger RNA, 1065 nt
Organism: Physella acuta
Lineage: Eukaryota; Metazoa; Mollusca; Gastropoda; Physidae
Biological process (GO): G protein-coupled receptor signaling pathway
Cellular component (GO): membrane
Molecular function (GO): G protein-coupled receptor activity
Source: RefSeq, a predicted model, not a curated record